AUGGCUGCCGCGAAGACGUGGAACUGUGAUGAACAUUUCAGGCCAGAGAGGUUAAAAGAAUGGCCAGAGCCCGAGUCAGUUUCUUUAAUGGAGGUAUUAGCUAGAAAAGACAUUGAUGGAGCUGUACAUGCAAUAUUAUUUAGAGAAAGUUAUGUUGUGAAGGUUACAGUUCCACCAUUUUAUGAUCCUCUGUUUCAAAGACAGCAAGAGGCAGAUCAGGAGAAGAGAGCUAGUCUUCAAUACGAGACAGGAAAACGAUAUUCCAUGAAAGAACUUAAAGAAAUAGAGAAGGCCAGGCUGCAUGCCAAAUUGCCCCCGUUCACUUCCACUCUACACAGUGUGAUUCCAAAAGAGCAGCAUAAAGCCUCUGCGAGAUCUGUGAGAAAUAAAGCUCGUGGUAAAUGCAGUCCUGAAAAGCCCAUCUAUGCAGAAGAGAAACAUCUGUCUGAUGAAGGGAAAAAGAUAACCAACCUAAGUCAGGCUGCUUUUGAAAGGCAGUUUCGUUCCUCGAAGCUCAGCCAGGAGAACAAAGGGGAUAAGAAGGGUCUGGUUUUAGGAACCAGACAGCAGAGACCCCGUUCCUGGGCAGCUGGGGACAGCCAUCACAGAUGGGGGCCACAGCCUGUGGAAAGAAGAGUGAUGACCACAGAGGUCCUGGGGAAGCACCUGGCCUCCCUGCAGAGGGCCGCCAUGUAA
Messenger RNA from Cynocephalus volans (Philippine flying lemur), 696 nucleotides. RefSeq names its product family with sequence similarity 228 member A (gene FAM228A). Bases 1 to 696 code for a protein of 231 amino acids. The record is from RefSeq and is a predicted model, not a curated record. The transcript has 6 exons. NCBI's taxonomy places the organism in Eukaryota, Metazoa, Chordata, Mammalia, Dermoptera, Cynocephalidae.